Molecule: messenger RNA, 2159 nt
Organism: Hemibagrus wyckioides
Lineage: Eukaryota; Metazoa; Chordata; Actinopteri; Siluriformes; Bagridae
Gene: glt8d2
Product: glycosyltransferase 8 domain containing 2
Exons: 10
Coding region: 212-1288 (358 amino acids)
Cellular component (GO): Golgi apparatus
Molecular function (GO): glycosyltransferase activity
Source: RefSeq, a predicted model, not a curated record
AUUAAUCACUACAUGUACUGUAACCAAUAAUAUACAGUCAUAAAUGUUCGACUACGUUUAGUCUCGCUUGAACAAGACCGGACACAACUGUAUGGGAAAAAAAAAAUCACUAACAGCUGGAAUGAGUUUGUAGCACGCGCUUCAUACAGCUGAGUGUCUAUAAAGGCGCGGGUACAGGGCAGAACACGUCUCCUGGGAUGUGUAAGAAGAAAUGAUGGCCAUGCUGAGGAAGAUUAACCGAGUGCUGUCCAUGUUACUCAUCCUGAUGGCCUUGGCUCUGCUCUACAGCAAAAUGUUCAAAGCGCAUCAACCAGAAAAACCCUCAGAGCUCAGAGAGAACAAGGCCCUGAACCGAACCGUGGACGCUGAGACGGAGACAGACAUUCCCGUUGUGAUCUGUGCGGCAGAAGAGCGUCUCGGUGCUGCCAUGGCGACGAUCAACAGUGUGUACAGCAACACGCGGGCCAGUGUCUUCUUCUAUAUAGUGACUUUGAGGGAUGCUAUUAAGCUGACAAGGCAGUACAUUAAGAAAACCAAGCUGAAGCAGAUCAAUUAUAAGAUCCUGGAGUUCAAUCCCAUGGCGUUGAAAGGCAAAGUGAAGCCAGAUUCAUCCAGACCAGAUCUCCUCCAUCCUCUGAACUUUGUACGGUUCUACUUACCCCUGCUUGCUAUCAGCAACCAUAAGAAGCUUGUUUACCUGGAUGAUGAUAUCAUUGUUCAAGGAGAUAUCAAGGAGCUGUACAGUAUCAAGCUCCAGUCAGGACAUGCAGCAGCAUUCGCUUCAGACUGCGACCUGCCUGCUACACACGAGAUGGUGCGCAGUGUGGGCAUGCAAACAUCCUACAUGGGUUUCCUGGACUAUCGAAAGCAGGCAGUUCGAGAGCUGGGGAUUAACCCGAGUGACUGCUCCUUUAACCCUGGUGUGUUUGUGGCUGAUAUUGAGGAGUGGAAGAAGCAGAAGAUCACUGUCCAGCUGGAGAAAUGGAUGAGCGUGAAUGUUAAGGAAAACCUUUACAGCAGUGCCAUGGCAGGCGGUGUAGCCACUCCUCCGAUGCUCAUAGUCUUCUACAACAAAUAUACAAGGAUCGACCCUAAGUGGCACGUCAGACACCUGGGUUGGAGUCCUGAUGCUCAUUAUCCCCAGUCUGUCCUUCAAGAGGCACAGCUGCUUCACUGGAACGGUCGCUUUAAACCCUGGGACUACCCCUGUGUUCACAUUGACCUCUGGGAGAAAUGGUUUAUUCCUGACCCCUCUGGAAAAUUUGUUUUGUUACGGCCUGAAACUUAAAAAAAAAAAAAAAACCCAGACACUUUUAUAUGUACUAAAUAAAUCAGCGACUGAAGACUAGGAAGUGGUUCAUAUGUUGACCUACUGACUGGAAGAGUUCAAAUCCCAGGAUCACUAAGCUACUGCUGCUGAGCCCCUGAGCCAGGCCCUUAACUGCUCAGUUGUAUAAAUGAGAUAAAUGUAAGUCACUCUGGAUAAGGGGGUCUGCCAAAUGAAGUAAAUGUAAGACAUGUCUUUGUAAUUGAUUAUACAGUGCCUGAAGACAACAAAGCUGUAAAUCCUAAAUCAAAAAAAUUACUCAAAUACACUGUGCUACUCAACGUGUGGAGCUCAAAAUAAUCAUGUUUUAAAGGAAAUGGUAAAAGUGCCAUGCAGUGGAUAUGGCUAGGUUCAUUUUCUGCCCUAGAAAUGCUUGAACCCAUAGAGUGAAAAUGACAUCAUUCCGAGUUCAGACUUUCCACUUCCAAGUCAAAUGCAAUAAUAGUUUAAUCAAAACUGAACCAGAUGGAAUCGGUUGAAGAAAAGAGAAAAAGGCCAGUAUUUCUAUGUAAUUGCAGUUCAUUUCACAGGCAGUAGGCAGUGCUUAAAACCGUCCCUUUAAAAUGUAACAUGCCAUGAGAUUCCUGGUAGAUUAGCAGCCAGACAUCUCCAUCACCCUCUCCAGAACUAACUGGAACUGGUGCUGGGUGACUGCAUUAACCAUACAGUAACAAUUAAAGUUUGGAAAUAAGAUUCUGUACCUGUCCACACAGGUGCAUCACCGCUAACAAUAAACACGUCUUCAAUCUUUGUAAAAGACCACUAGGGGGCAGAGCUGUUCCAGAAGCGAAAGUGAUCAGACCAGAGGUGAAUUACAAGAUCCGACGUCACU